Messenger RNA from Brassica napus (rape), 477 nucleotides. RefSeq lists its product as uncharacterized. The record is from RefSeq and is a predicted model, not a curated record. Lineage: Eukaryota; Viridiplantae; Streptophyta; Magnoliopsida; Brassicales; Brassicaceae. The coding region runs from base 1 to 477 and encodes 158 amino acids. Gene Ontology annotation, molecular function: nucleic acid binding; RNA-DNA hybrid ribonuclease activity. The transcript has a single exon.
AUGAUUACUAACCAUAUAAGUUCGUGGACUCCUCCUCCUAGAAACUGGCUGAAAUGUAACAGUGAUGGAACAUGGCACAAAGAUAGAGCCACCAGUGGUUUAGGCUGGAUCUGCAAAGAUGAGAAUGGUCAUGUAAUAUGGGUAGGGACGAGAGCUGUGACAAAGGCGGCAUCAUCUAUUCUUGCAAAGGCAGAAGCGCUUAAAUGGGGAGCAGAGACAAUGGCAAGUUUUGGCUAUAACAACAUCAUCUUAGAGUCUGAUUCUCUCGCUCUGGUCAGGAUGAUCAAUGGGUCUGAGGAAGUCUGGACGGUCCUGCAACCAACUAUAGAGGUGAUCCAUUCGACCUUAUCACAUAUUCAGAGCUAUCAAGUUAGGUUUUCUUUGAGAGGUAGAAAUAAGGCAGCUGAUAGAAUAGCAAAGGAGUCUUUCACUUUUGUGUCCAGUUUCCUAAGUUAUAUUUUGUACCAUUAUGGCUGA